AUGGACCCUGUCCAGAAGGCUGUGAUGACGCACACCUUUGGGCCACCUAUGGUGAAGACAAAACGGCCAAUCAUCUCCUGCAACGUCUGUCAAAUACGCUUCAACUCAGAGAGCCAGGCAGAGGCCCACUACAAGGGCAACCGCCACGCUCGAAGGGUGAAGGGGAUCGAGACAUCUAAGACAGCUCGCCUCCAAGAUGGCGACAAGCAGCACCCUCCCCCUACUGCUUCGCCCUCCCCACCAGGCCCCUCGCCAUCCAGCCCUGAGCCUGAUCCUAAUAAGCAGGGUGACUCGCCUUUGCCAUCCUCCCCCACAGCAGCCCUAAGUACACCCCCUGCAGAUCCAGCAGUGGCUGGUCUUCCUGACACCCCGUCCCCAGCACCCAGCCCGUCCUCAGGAGAGUCAGAGGAAGAGAAAGCCAAGAAGCUUCUCUACUGCUCCCUGUGCAAAGUAGCUGUUAAUUCCCUCUCACAACUGGAGGCACAUAACAAAGGUACCAAGCACAAAACCAUUCUGGAAGCUCGGAGCGGACUGGGACCUAUUAAGGCGUACCCACGCUUGGGUCCUAAACCCAGCCCAGAGCAGGGAGGGGAGCUGUCCUCUGACCCCAACACUCAGGAACGCACCUUCCACUGUGAGAUCUGCAACGUCAGAGUCAACUCUGAGCUGCAGCUCAAACAGCAUAUAUCUAGCCGGAGGCAUCGUGAUGGAGUUGCAGGGAAACCCAAUCCUCUUCUCAGUCGGCACAAGAAGCUUCAGUGUCUCAUUUUCUUAUAAUCUUCCUUGACUUUCUCAAAGGAACUUCCAAAAACUCUGGGGGCUGGACUUUUACCAAAUCCUCUGGCUGUUGCUGCAGCGAUGGCAGCCGCAGCAUCCUCGAAUCAGCUGGCACUACGCCCUCCAGGCCCGACCUCCCACCCUCACCCUCAUCACCACCUCCUACAGGGAACACCCCUCAGCCUGCUGAGGCCUGCCCCAGGGCCCAUCCGCACCACGCACGGGCCAAUCCUCUUCACUCCUUACUGA
Seriola dumerili (greater amberjack) is the source of this 1026-nucleotide messenger RNA. RefSeq names its product zinc finger protein 385A. Gene Ontology annotation, molecular function: zinc ion binding; nucleic acid binding. Gene Ontology annotation, cellular component: nucleus. The record is from RefSeq and is a predicted model, not a curated record. The transcript has 6 exons. Lineage: Eukaryota; Metazoa; Chordata; Actinopteri; Carangiformes; Carangidae.